Molecule: messenger RNA, 294 nt
Organism: Rotaria sordida
Lineage: Eukaryota; Metazoa; Rotifera; Eurotatoria; Philodinida; Philodinidae
Source: the annotation of a GenBank genome assembly
AUGAUUUUAUUUGAAUUAACUUAUUAUUUUUUUAAAGAUUUUAUCAAUCAUAAUGAUCUUACAGCUUUACAAACACUUGCACAAUUAUCACAAAAUACAACUAGUGGUUUAACAGAAUUAAUUGCGUGUGCUUCUUCAGUACUUAAUUCUUCAUCAUUAUUAGAUGUUGAUCCAUAUUCAAAUUUCAAUUCUGUUUAUUCAUCACUUGCUGUUAGAUAUUCAAGUUAUCAAGAAUUAUCUGAUUUAACUAGAAGGUUACAAUUAUCAUCACAAUUAUCAAGUAGUAUAAAUUGA